Pongo pygmaeus (Bornean orangutan) is the source of this 2728-nucleotide messenger RNA. RefSeq names its product moesin-like. The transcript has a single exon. The record is from RefSeq and is a predicted model, not a curated record. Gene Ontology annotation, molecular function: actin binding. Bases 96 to 977 code for a protein of 293 amino acids. Lineage: Eukaryota; Metazoa; Chordata; Mammalia; Primates; Hominidae.
UCCUUCCAAAUUCUUUCUGAUUGCUGAUUUCCCACCAGGACUUUGUCUUCUAUGCUCCCCGGCUGCGGAUUAACAAGCGGAUCUUGGCCUUGUGCAUGGGGAACCAUGAACUAUACAUGCGCCGUCGUAAGCCUGACACCAUUGAGGUGCAGCAGAUGAAGGCACAGGCCCGGGAGGAGAAGCACCAGAAGCAGAUGGAGCGUGCUAUGCUGGAAAAUGAGAAGAAGAAGCGUGAAAUGGCAGAAAAGGAGAAAGAGAAGAUUGAACGGGAGAAGGAGGAGCUGAUGGAGAGGCUGAAGCAGAUCGAGGAACAGACUAAGAAGGCUCAGCAAGAACUGGAAGAACAGACCCGUAGGGCUCUGGAACUUGAGCAGGAACGGAAGCGUGCCCAGAGCGAGGCUGAAAAGCUAGCCAAGGAGCGUCAAGAAGCUGAAGAGGCCAAGGAGGCCUUGCUGCAGGCCUCCCGGGACCAGAAAAAGACUCAGGAACAGCUGGCCUUGGAAAUGGCAGAGCUGACAGCUCGAAUCUCCCAGCUGGAGAUGGCCCGACAGAAGAAGGAGAGUGAGGCUGUGGAGUGGCAGCAGAAGGCCCAGAUGGUACAGGAAGACUUGGAGAAGACCCGUGCUGAGCUGAAGACUGCCAUGAGUACACCUCAUGUGGCAGAGCCUGCUGAGAAUGAGCAGGAUGAGCAGGAUGAGAAUGGGGCAGAGGCUAGUGCUGACCUACGGGCUGAUGCUAUGGCCAAGGACCGCAGUGAGGAGGAACGUACCACUGAGGCAGAGAAGAAUGAGCGUGUGCAGAAGCACCUGAAGGCCCUCACUUCGGAGCUGGCCAAUGCCCGAGAUGAGUCCAAGAAGACUGCCAAUGACAUGAUCCAUGCUGAGAACAUGCGGCUGGGCCGAGACAAAUACAAGACCCUGCGCCAGAUCCGGCAGGGCAACACCAAGCAGCGCAUUGAUGAAUUUGAGUCUAUGUAAUGGGCACCCAGCCUCUAGGGACCCCUCCUCCCUUUUUCCUUGUCCCCACACUCCUACACCUAACUCACCUAACUCAUACUGUGCUGGAGCCACUAACUAGAGCAGCGCUGGAGUCAUGCCAAGCAUUUAAUGUAGCCAUGGGACCAAACCUAGCCCCUUAGCCCCCACCCACUUCCCUGGGCAAAUGAAUGGCUCACUAUGGUGCCAAUGGAACCUCCUUUCUCUUCUCUGUUCCAUUUAAUCUGUAUUGCUAGAAUAUCCUACUUCUCCAGCCUAGAGGUACUUUCCACUUGAUUUUGCAAAUGCCCUUACACUUACUGUUGUCCUAUGGGAGUCAAGUGUGGAGUAGGUUGGAAGCUAGCUCCCCUCCCCUCCCUUACCACUGUCUUCUUCAGGGUCCUGAGAUUUACAGGGUUGGAGUGUUACGCGGUCUAGGGAAUGAGACAGGACCUUGGAUAUCUGCUCCAGGAUGUCACCUGACCUUAAAUUUGUCCUCCCAUCCCGUUUAGAGUUAUUUAGGCUUUGUAAUGAUUGGGGGAUAAAAAGAUGUUCAGUAAUUUUUGUUUCUACCUCCCAGAUUGGACCUGUUACAAACUCAGCCUCAAUAAGCCUUGUCGUUGACUUUAGGGACUCAAUUUCUCCCCAGGGUGAAUGGGGGAAAUGGUGCCUUCAAGAGCCUUCACCAAACGUACUAGAAGGUCAUUGGCCAUUCUAUUCUGGCAAGGCUGAGUAGAAGAUCCUACCCCAAUUCCUUAUAGGAGUAUAGGCCUGUCUAAAGUGAGCUCUAUGGGCAGAGCUACCCCUUACUUAUUAUUCCAGAUCUGCGGUCACUUCGUGGGAUCUGCUCCUCCCUGCUUUAAUACCCAAAUCCUCUCCAGCAAUAACAGUAGGGAUGAGUACCCAAAAGCUCAGCCAGCCCCAUCAGGACUCUUGUGAAAAGAGAGGAUAUGUUCACACCUAGUGUCAGUAUUUUCCCUGCCAGGGGUUUUAGGUCUCUUCCCCUCUUAGAGCUACUUGGGCCAUAGCUCCUGCUCCACAGCCAUCCCAGCCUUGGAAUCUAGAGCUUGAUGCCAGUAGGCUCAACUAGGGAGUGAGUGCAAGAAGCUGAGUAUGGUGAGAGAAGCCUGUGCCCUGAUCCAAGUUUACUCAACCCUCUCACGUGACCAAAAUCCCCUUCUCAUCACUCCCCUCCAAAGAGGUGACUGGGCCCUGCCUCUGUUUGACAAACCUCUAACCCAGGUCUUGACAUCAGCUGUUCUGUACCUUGGAGCUGUAAACCAGAGAGCUGCUGGGGAUUCUGGCCUAGUCCCUUCCACACCCCCACCCCUUGCUCUCAAUCCAGGAGCAUCCACCUCCUUCUCUGUCUCAUGUGUGCUCUUCUUCUUUCUACAGUAUUAUGUAUUCUACUGAUAUCUAAAUAUUGAUUUCUGCCUUCCUUGUUAAUGCACCAUUAGAAGAUAUUAGUCUUGGGGCAAGAUCAUUUUGGCCUCAUUCCUUUACCACCCCCACACCUGGAAAGCAUAUACUAUACUACAAAAUGACAUUUUGCCAAAAUUAUUAAUAUAAGAAGCUUUCAGUAUUAGUGAUGUCAUCUGUCACUAUAGGUCAUACAAUCCAUUCUUAAAGUACUUGUUAUUUGUUUUUAUUAUUACUGUAUGUCUUCUCCCCAGGGUUCAGUCCUCAAGGGGCCAUCCUGUCCCACCAUGCAGUGCCCCUAGCUUAGAGCCUCCCUCAAUUCCCCCUGGCCACCA